Baudoinia panamericana UAMH 10762 is the source of this 1461-nucleotide messenger RNA. RefSeq lists its product as uncharacterized. Gene Ontology annotation, cellular component: membrane. Gene Ontology annotation, molecular function: transmembrane transporter activity. The record is from RefSeq and is a predicted model, not a curated record. The transcript is spliced from 9 exons. Gene Ontology annotation, biological process: transmembrane transport. NCBI's taxonomy places the organism in Eukaryota, Fungi, Ascomycota, Dothideomycetes, Mycosphaerellales, Teratosphaeriaceae. The coding region runs from base 1 to 1461 and encodes 486 amino acids.
AUGGACGAAGCUUACGAGUUCUUGUCGAAGGCUGGUGUUGCUGCCACAAGCGCAUCGAAAAGCAUCAAAUGGGAACAGCUGAAGGGAAGAAUUGAUUGGCAUCUUGUACCUUUAAUGCUCUGCGUGUACACUCUCACCUUCCUCGACAAAGUCAUAUACAAUGUCAGGCGAAUGGUUGUAUAUGCCGCUGUCAUGGGUUUGGCGGCUGACACGCAUUUGACUGGCAACGACUUCUCGAAUGGCACCACCUAUAUGUUCCUUGCUCAGCUGAUUGCGCAAGCACCUAAUGGUUUCAUUCUCAACAAGUUCCCUGCUGGAAAAUGGCUGGGCUUCAAUGUGGCCGGAUGGGGCGUUGCUGUAGCCUGCAUGGCGUCCGCGCACAGCUACAGCGGAGUUGUGACUUCUCGGGUAUUCCUAGGUAUUUUUGAGGCAGCUGUCGCCCCAUCCCUCGUAAUAAUCAUCAGUCAAUGGUACACGAAGCCCGAGCAGACGUCACGGAAUGCAGUGUGGUACCUUGGCCUGGGAUGCGGACAGAUUAUUGGUGGGCUCUUGUCUUACGCUUUCCAGCAUGUACACCACGCUGCCAUCGAUGGUUGGCGCAUCAUGUUCGUCAUGAUCGGUUGUAUCAGCGUGGUAACUGGCGUCACGGUAGCUGCUUUCAUCCCUGACAGUCCUAUGACAGCUCGAUUCCUGUCCACGGAAGAGAAGGCUGCAGUAUUGCAGCAUGUCGCGGUCAACAAGACGGGCGUCGUGAAUCGCAAGUUCAGUCUCCAUCAGAUCGGAGAGCUGCUGCUAGACCCGCAGCUCUGGCUCCUCGCUCUCAUCACAAUCUGCCUUUGCGAAACUAGCGGCGUGAUCUCCACCUACAGUGCGACAUUGCUCAGAAACGAGCAUUUUUCGACGCAGCUAUCCGCCCUACUGAACGUUCCAAGUGGUGCAGUCUCGAUUCUUGCCGCGCUGCUCGGUGGCUUCGCCGUUCAGUACAGCUCCCAUCGUUGGCUAUGGAUUGUCCUUUUAACCUGUCCGGCAAUUAUCGGAGCUGCUGUGAUGUCCUUUGUGCAUAGCAAAGCUGGUAUACUUUCUGGCAUUUAUCUCGUUAAUACUGAUACUGCCACCCUUCCACUAAUAUACGCGUGGGCUGCGGCAAAUGUUGCUGGCGCGACGAAGCGGCCAGUCACCCUGUCCUUCCUUUCUGGUUGCUUCGCUGUUGCGAACAUGAUCGGACCGCAGACUUUCCGCGCAAAGGACGCUCCUCACUAUCGACCAGCAAAGAUCACCGUCCUUGCGACCUUAGCUGGGGGCGCCUUGUUAGCUUGUUGCCUUUUCGUGUACUAUUACCUUGUGAAUGGCAUGCGAGAAAAGAAGCACCCCGUUGAUCGAUCCGAAACGGAAUUAUCGGAGAAGGACAAGUGGACCGGGGCUACAGACAAAAGUGAUCUGUCCUUCAGAUACGUCUACUAA